Molecule: messenger RNA, 889 nt
Organism: Scatophagus argus
Lineage: Eukaryota; Metazoa; Chordata; Actinopteri; Scatophagidae
Product: lithostathine-2-like
Exons: 6
Coding region: 140-739 (199 amino acids)
Molecular function (GO): signaling receptor activity
Source: RefSeq, a predicted model, not a curated record
GCACGACUGGUGAGCUUAAGAGUGAGAGGAAGAGCGACCUGACCAUCAGACUGAGGGGCACCAAGAAACCAGAGCACAUCUGUGUCACUUUUCCAGGUCGUAUUCCAGCUGUUGAGUGCUGACAAUAAAGGUCACAGCCAUGCGUCCAGCUGUCAUCCUGCUGUUGGUGUGCGUCCUGUUCAUGGCGACAGUGGAAGGUCGUCGUCGUCACCAUCAUCAUCAUCAUCAUCAUCAUCAUCUUCUUCAUCAUCUUCAUCAUCUUCUUCAUCGUCAUCAUCAUCAUCAUCAUCAUCAUCGUUGGCACUUUCCUCGCUUUUGGGGUCUACGUUGGAAGUGCCAGAGGUUAUCAUGUGGUCAAGGAUGGAUGCGCCUGAGCGGGAGAUACUGUGUUAAAGUCAUUCGGAGUCCGCAAACCUUUUAUAAUGCACAGAGAAUCUGCCGCUCCUUAAAUGCCAAUCUGCUGUCAAUACACAGUCAUUUUCAGAUGAAACGCAUGAAACUUGUGGCCAAGUGUGCCAGAACUCAUUAUGCAAAUGUAUGGACUGGCGCCAGAAGGACAUGUGGGAGACUUCACUACACUGAUGGAUCAAGGUUCAACUUUGCUUCAUGGUCUCGAGGUCGGCCGAACUACAGAGGAGGAAAGAACUGCGUCUCGAUGAACUUAAGAUGGUGGUAUCGAUCAUUUGCGACUGCAAGAUGCUCCAGAAGGAUGUUCUUUGUGUGCGGCAAGAAGAAGUGAUCAUCACCAGCUGAUGUUUGCUCCCAUAUUAAAAGUCAGCGUCGACAUGACAGCUGAUCACAUAUGCAGCUUUUCUAUCAUUCUCUUGCUCUGAUAACCACUGCAAACACAAGCUUUCAAAUUUACCGCAAUAAACUUGUCAGCAUUCAA